Molecule: messenger RNA, 887 nt
Organism: Prorocentrum cordatum
Lineage: Eukaryota; Dinophyceae; Prorocentrales; Prorocentraceae
Source: the annotation of a GenBank genome assembly
AUGGGCAAAAGCCUGCUGCGAAUCCAGCUCGUCGUGGCCGAGAUCGGCCUCACUGGCAUGUCCACUUCCGUCGGUCUCGUAGCUCUGCGUUUGCCCUUGUACUCGCUGAUUCUUGUCCUGAGCAUCAUGCCGGCAUUCGAAGUGCAGACGCGCCAUGGUUACGUUCUCACCUGGGUCUCGUGUUCCCUUCAGCUUGUCGCGAUACUUACCUCCGUGCUUGGUAGCAGAAGCAGCCAGGAAGACCUGGUAGAGGAGGCGCGCGAGCAGGCGAAGUUCGCGGUGGAGAUGGGGGCCUUCGGCGGGGUAGAGAUGGCCAACUAUGAUCAGCAAGGAAUGCAGCCACAGAUUCAGCCACAUCUGGAUUCACAGAUGCAGCCACAGAUGCAGAUGUACAGGACAGGCAUGGGCCGCUUCCAGCAGACAGGCAGCAACCUGGCCGCCCGCGGGGGCAGCGCUGGGGUGGCGGCCCCGGAGGCGGCGUGUUGCGUCGACAGCGCGGCGGCAAGGACGGCGCCGCCGAGGCGGUGUCACCUCUUCUGCUGCGUGGAGCCGCAGAAGGCCACCAGCUCCGCGGACAUCGUGGUCCCGCCCGUCUGAGCCAUUUGAAGCCUCGGGGGUUGCGCAAUGAGGCAGCACGCCCAGCGCCCGGAGGGCCGCUUCGCGGCGCCUGCCCGCCAGCCCAGCUGCACGCGAGAUCGCCCAGGCCUCCCAGGCGGGGGGCCGUGCAGCGAACGGGGCAGGAGGUCCGCGCCCCGUCGCCGAGGCGCCCGGAAUCUUUCGAGAGCCACUGCCAGAGGUCUUUGGUUCUGGGCCCCACCGCCCUUCUCUCUGGGCGGUGAAAUGGACUGGUUCUAAAGCCUCCUGCUCCUCCUCCUCCUCCUCCUCCU